Molecule: messenger RNA, 2720 nt
Organism: Pelmatolapia mariae (spotted tilapia)
Lineage: Eukaryota; Metazoa; Chordata; Actinopteri; Cichliformes; Cichlidae
Product: A disintegrin and metalloproteinase with thrombospondin motifs 15-like
Exons: 8
Coding region: 21-2720 (899 amino acids)
Biological process (GO): proteolysis; extracellular matrix organization
Molecular function (GO): metalloendopeptidase activity; zinc ion binding
Source: RefSeq, a predicted model, not a curated record
UGCACCGGCGCGCCGAGCAGAUGAAUGAAGAUGAGAUCGUGUUUAGACUUCGUGCAUUCAGAGAGGAUUUUUACCUCCAUCUGUCUCCAGAUUCGAGUUUCAUUGCAGCUGGGAGUGUUUCAGCACCCGACACCUUUGCAGGCUCUGAAUUCAGGGAAUGCUUCUACUCCGGCGAUGUCAACGCAGACCCCGACUCCUUUGCCGCGCUGAGCCUGUGCAAAGGCCUGCAGGGGGGAUUCUUCUAUAACGGCGUGGAAUAUUUUAUUAGCCAGACCGAGACUGAAGACGCAGGGGCCGCUUCUGUGCGUGGAAACUCCUUCGACAGGACGCAUAUCAUUCGCCGCCGCAGACGCGCAGCGCACUCAGCUGGAAACUUCACCAGCAGGUGUGGAGUUCCACCUGACACCAACUUCACCGUCUCCCUGGAGAGAUACAAGUACAUGAGAGAACUGGAGACGGACGGCUUAACCGAGACUGUGCUCAAUUCCUUGGGGAGGUCUAAAAGGUUCGCCGCCGUCCCCAGGUUUGUGGAGGUGCUGGUUGUGGCAGAUGAAUCUAUGGCUAAAUUUCACGGGGAUGGCCUAAAGCAUUACGUUCUGACCCUCAUGUCAGUAGCAGCCAGGCUUUACAAGCACCCCAGCAUCCUCAACUCCAUAAACAUAGUGGUGGUGGGCUUCAUGGUGAUAAACGACGACGACAAGGGACCGAAGGUUUCCAGUAAUGCUGCUCUGACUCUGCGCAACUUCUGCUCCUGGCAGAAGAAGUUAAAUAAACACAGUGACAAGCACCCCGAGUACUGGGACACAGCCAUUCUGUUCACUAAACAGGAUCUUUGUGGAGCCACAACCUGCGAUACGCUGGGGAUGGCUGAUGUUGGGACCAUGUGCGACCCGAAGAGGAGCUGCUCCGUCAUCGAGGAUGACGGCUUACCCUCUGCUUUCACAACUGCUCAUGAACUUGGCCACGUUUUCAACAUGCCCCACGACAAUGUGAAGGCAUGUGAGGAGGUAUUUGGGAAACUAAAGGACAACCACAUGAUGUCUCCCACGCUGAUUCAGAUAGACAGGAGCCGACCCUGGUCUGUGUGCAGUGCAGCCAUCGUUACCGAGUUCCUGGACAGAGGUCACGGAGACUGUCUGCUGGACCAGCCUCAGAAGCAGCUGACACUGCCAGACAACCUGCCCGGCUCCAGCUACAGCCUGCACCGUCAGUGCGAGCUUGCAUUUGGCCCCGGCUCCAAACCCUGCCCUUACAUGCAGCCCUGCUCCAAGCUGUGGUGCACGGGAAAGGCCCGAGGACAGCUGGUCUGCCAAACUCGACAUUUCCCCUGGGCCGAUGGCACAAGCUGUGGCAACGGCAAGGUUUGCUACCAGGGGGCUUGCUCUGUGAAGAACAGCACUGAGCACAUCAAGGUCGAUGGUCGGUGGGGUAAGUGGGGUUCAUUUGGUGACUGUUCCAGAAGUUGUGGAGGGGGAGUUCAGCUGGCCAGAAGAGAGUGCAACAACCCUGUCCCUGAAAACGGAGGCAAAUACUGCUACGGCCUUCGUGUCAAGUACCGUUCCUGUAACCUCAGCCCUUGUCCUGACACAGAUAAAAGCUUCCGCGAGGAGCAAUGCGAGGCCUUCAACGGCCUAAACCUGAACACCAAUCGGCUGGGCUCGUCUGUGGUUUGGGUUCCCAAAUAUUCAGGCAUCUCUCCCAAGGACAAAUGCAAGCUCAUCUGCCGUGCCAAUGGGACCGGAUACUUCUACGUCCUUGCUCCAAAGGUUGUGGAUGGGACACCAUGUUCCCCGGACACUACGUCUGUGUGCGUUCAGGGAAAAUGCAUCAAGGCAGGCUGUGACGGCAAGCUGGACUCUAACAGGAAGUUUGAUAAGUGUGGUGUAUGUGGUGGGGACAACCAAGGCUGCAAGAAGGUCUCAGGAUUGUUCACCAAGCCAGUCCAUGGCUACAACUUUGUGGUGAUGCUGCCCGUUGGGGCGUCCAACAUUGACAUCCGUCAACGGGGCUACCGAGGAAUGGUCAGCGAUGAAAACUACUUAGCCGUGAAGAACCGCCACGGCAAGUACCUCCUGAACGGCAACUACGUGGUGUCAGCUGUUGAGCGUGACCUGCUGGUGAAGGGCAGCCUGCUGCGCUACAGCGGUACCUCCACAUCUGUGGAGAUCCUUCAGGCCACCAGACCCCUGGAGGAGCCUCUGACUGUGGAGGUGCUCUCUGUAGGGAAGAUGACUCCUCCCAGAGUACGCUACUCCUUCUACAUCGCUAAGGAGAGCAAGGAGGAGAAGACUCUGUGGAAAGAAGAAAAAAGUCAUAAAUCACAGAACAGCGUCUUGGCUGAUAACAACAAAAUUGAGUCUAAGAAGCAGGUGAUGGGGAAGAGACCCGUGAGUCACUGGGUGACAGGUGGAUGGGAUUCGUGCACAGUGACUUGUGGGAGUGGUCUGCAGAAGAGGCUGGUACAGUGCCAGAGUGUGGAUGGACGUCCUGCUGUGGACUGUGAUGGUGCUGACCGGCCCGCGUCAGUAAGAGCAUGCGGGGAUCCGUGUCCCAUGUGGGAUGUUGGGACUUGGUCUCACUGCUCCAAGUCAUGUGGGAGGGGCUUUAAAAGGCGGCUGGUGCGCUGUAUUACCGAGAACGGCCUGAAUCUGCCCAGAGAGCACUGCUCUGGGAAAAGGAAGCCUCAGGAGCUGGACCUGUGCAAUCUGAAGCAAUGCUAG